Trichomonas vaginalis G3 is the source of this 699-nucleotide messenger RNA. RefSeq lists its product as uncharacterized. The record is from RefSeq and is a predicted model, not a curated record. The transcript has a single exon. Bases 1 to 699 code for a protein of 232 amino acids. Lineage: Eukaryota; Parabasalia; Trichomonadida; Trichomonadidae.
AUGAAUAUGAACAUAUCUGGACGAGAUCGUCCUAAAACACCAGAUGAACACAUAGGUAGAACUUUCAACCAUCCAAGGAUUUCAAGAGGUAAUUCUUCAGGUGAUUAUAAUCGAAGAGAAAAUUCAAGAACUUUAAAAAUAUCAGGGUUCAACAAAGAUACACCUUUAGAGGCUGUUAAAGCAUUUGUUGAAGCUUUUGGUCCAUCAUUUAAUUUCCAAAAUAAUAUUCCUAAUUUUGGCUCUGUUUCAUUUAGUAUGUAUGAUAUACGCAAUAUUAUUCAAAUUAAAAUUAACAUUUGUCAUCAGAAAUCAUUUGACACUAAGCUUUACUGCGAUUCCGAAUUUGAAAAAGUUUCUUAUUGCGAUUCCAUUCUAUUACAGCCAAAAUUUAUGAACCAUUCUAUAGUUUCUGAUCAAAUUAAAAACGAAUUAAUGAGUUAUGGUGAUAUUAGUGCUUGUAUUCAAUUAAUUAAUAAUUCAUUUCUUGUUAGAUUUUAUGAUUGCAGAGUUCCAGCGGCAAUCAUCGAGAGCGGUCCAAAAUUAAUAAAUUCACAUGUUUUUAUCCCUUCAUACUCAAAUAUGGAUACAUUACACCCUUCAGACACAGCAAAACAUGUAACUGACUCAAUACCUCAAUUCUCUAGACCAAAAUUACUCGAAAUCAUUCAAGGAAUGAAAAACUUUGCAAAACCAGCUUAA